AUGAAUAUUCUCCUCCUCCUACUAGUAACUACUAAAGCUACGCUGAGAAUAAGGUCUCGCGGAAUACCAGUUAUAGCGGCUGCUACUGUCGGUAUCGGUGUCGCUAUCGGCAAGGCGCGAAAGUGUAGCGAGUCUGACCAACCCUCCAUUGACAAUCUGGUAUGUAUGGAGCUCCGUCGCUGGCUGGCAUCAACCUUCUUCCACUCACCGCAAGACGCGCAACUGGAAGCGGUAUGUGUGCCCAAGCAAGCACUCAUACUGAAGUCUGAACAAGAGCGAUUUGACGCCCACUAUCAUGGUCCUUGGUAUAGGAGCUGUCUGCAGAGUCAUGCCGCAUCUCUCAGCUGUCAGCUGGCGCCGUGGCUUCGACUUGAGCACGGAACGCCGGCGCGAAUAUGCAGAAACAACAACAUCAUCUGCUGCGCAUACUUGAGCAUGAUCUGGCCGAACUGGAAAACAUGA
Messenger RNA from Pseudocercospora fijiensis CIRAD86, 462 nucleotides. RefSeq lists its product as uncharacterized. The record is from RefSeq and is a predicted model, not a curated record. The transcript has 7 exons. Lineage: Eukaryota; Fungi; Ascomycota; Dothideomycetes; Mycosphaerellales; Mycosphaerellaceae. The coding region runs from base 1 to 462 and encodes 153 amino acids.